Messenger RNA from Ochlerotatus camptorhynchus, 638 nucleotides. RefSeq lists its product as uncharacterized. NCBI's taxonomy places the organism in Eukaryota, Metazoa, Arthropoda, Insecta, Diptera, Culicidae. The record is from RefSeq and is a predicted model, not a curated record. The coding region runs from base 1 to 540 and encodes 179 amino acids. The transcript is spliced from 4 exons.
AUGAAUCCAUCCGUUGCACUUUUGGUGUUGAGUUCGAUUCAAAUUUCCCGGGCGGUUGUGACAAUCAACUUCGACGGGGAGUUCAACAGCUGCGACAAUGGGAUGGAUUCGAUCAGUUGGGACAUUUCGAAAUUCGAUAUUCUGAUGAUGGACAACGAGAACAUCACGCUGGAUGGAAAGUUUUCGCUAAUCAAAGAUUUCGCCAGUCCAACGAGCGUGAAAGUCGUCCUGGAACGAAACUCCAAGGGAAUGUGGCUUCCAACGAUAACCCGUCUGAUACCGAACUUUUGCGAUGUCAUCGAUCGUCCCCAUGAAAUGUGGAGCUCUACGGUGGCCUACUUCAGUCAGCGUCAGUGUCCAUUUUUGGCCGGGCACGAGGAAACAUUCGACAAAGCAAACAUCGGGAAUAUGGCCACGAAUAUGAAACUUCCUUCCCAAAUGAUGGGCGAAUGGCGGCUGAUUCUGGAGAUCGGAACCAUGCGGGAGGCAAAGAUCGAAAAGGAAUGCCUCAAGGCCAAUUUCGUGCUGGAAGAUGCCUAGUGGCAGUAGUGUAUUUUAAAGGAUGCUGUGCUUUGAAUACAAAAUUAUACUUUCCCAAUAAAAUUUAUUCCUGAGAUAGUGUGCUAGGUUAUUUGUGA